GCCCCGCCCCCUCGGCGUCGUCCCUCUCCCAGAGGCGGCAACCGCUCUUCCCGCUUGGCGGGGCCGGCUGCGCCUCGGUUUUCUGUUGACCAUGGGGGACCCCAGCAAGCAGGACAUCCUGACCAUCUUCAAGCGCCUCCGCUCGGUGCCCACCAACAAGGUAUGUUUUGAUUGCGGUGCCAAAAAUCCCAGCUGGGCAAGCAUAACCUACGGGGUGUUUCUUUGCAUCGAUUGCUCAGGGUCACACCGGUCUCUGGGUGUUCACUUGAGUUUUAUUCGAUCUACAGAGUUGGAUUCUAACUGGUCUUGGUUUCAGUUGCGAUGCAUGCAAGUUGGAGGAAAUACUAAUGCAUCUUCCUUUUUCCACCAACACGGGUGCACCACCAGUGACACCAGCGCCAAGUACAGGAGCCGUGCUGCCCAGCUCUACAGGGAGAGAAUCAAGUCGCUCGCCUCCCAAGCCACACGGAAGCAUGGCACUGAUCUGUGGCUUGAUAGUUGUGUGUUACCGCCCUUGGCCCCCGUACCAAAGGAGGAAGACUUUUUUGCCUCUCAUGCCUGUCCUGAGGUGAGUGGCACAGGGUGGGCAUUGCCACAACCAGACCCAUCUUCUUUAACAGCAGCGAACAUGGAAGCCUCUCUAUCAAAUGCUGAAGAUGGACCAGAACCAGGACCAAGUGUGGAAGGUCUUAACGUACCAACAAAGGCUGCUUUAGAGAUUUCAUCUAUCAUAAAAAAGAAACCAAGUCAAGCUAAAAGAGGACUUGGGGCCAAAAAAGGAAGUUUGGGAGCCCAGAAACUGGCAAAUACAUGCUUUAAUGAAAUUGAAAAGCAAGCCCAGGCUGUCGAUAAACUGAAGGAAAAGGAAGACCUGGCCCGCACAGCCCCUCAGGAAGAAUCAAUUGUUUCAUCAUUACGAUUAGCUUAUAAGGAUCUUGAAAUUCAGAUGAAGAAAGAUGAAAAGAUGAACAUGAGUGGCCAAAAAAAGAUAGAAUCAGAGAGACUUGGCAUGGGAUUUGGAAACCAGAGAAGUGGUAUUUCACAUUCAGUGACUUCAGACAUGCAGACCAUUGAACAGGAAACGCCAAUCACAGCCAAACCAAGAAAAAAGUAUAGUGAUGACAGUGAUGAUUCAUACUUUACCUCCAGCUCAAGGUAUUUUGAUGAGCCAAUGGAGUUAAGGAGCAGCUCUUUUUCUAGCUGGGAUGACAGUGCAGAUUCCUUUUGGAAAAAAGAAACCAUCAAAGAUACUGACACAAUUCUGAAAACCACAGGCUAUUCAGACAGACCUACUGCUCGCCGCAAGCCAGACUACGAGCCAGCCGAAAACACAGAUGAGGCCCAGAAGAAGUUUGGCAAUGUCAAAGCCAUCUCAUCAGAUAUGUACUUUGGAAGACAAGCCCAAGCUGAUUAUGAAACCAGGGCCCGGCUGGAGAGGCUCUCCGCAAGUUCCUCCAUAAGUUCAGCCGAUCUGUUUGAUGAGCAGAGGAAGCAAACAGCAGGAAGCUACAACCUCACAAGUGUGCUGCCCACGGCUCCCGACAUGGCCCAGUUCAAGCAGGGAGUGAGAUCCGUGGCCGGCAAGCUCUCCGUCUUUGCCAAUGGAGUCGUGACUUCGAUUCAGGACCGCUACGGGUCGUGAUACUGACAUGGCACUCUGUCUCCUGGAGAUGUGACCACAGACAGCAGCGGAGACCAGCCAGCCUUGUGGAUUGUCUUGCUACUUUUUCACAUAGUAUAUAUGCAUUCCUGAUUUCUAAUAAUUCUUUUGAGAAAUUCUUGUUUUUGACGUAGUGGAAGCUGUACUCUAAUUUCUGUUUUGUGUCACUUCCUGUGCACGCUGUCCUUUCUACACACCCAUGCGAAUCCCUGCUUUAUUUUCCUGAAAUCUUCAGUUCCAGCAGCCGGGGGUCCCCUAAAUGGGGACACGGGCUCCACCCCCACCUCCAGGCAGAGUGCCCUUUGUGCGGGUCUCCGUGCUGUGUGUCUCUUGGCUGAGGGCUACCAAAGUCAGCUGAUGCUGGGUGGGCCUGGAGAAACAAAAUUCCCAAUGCACAUUUCAUUAAAAAGAGAGCAAAGAAUAAAGACAAAAGACUAAAAACAUGACUGGUGUCUAAUUUGACAAGUUGCUUCAUUUCUGUUUUUCACAUAUUAAGGUGAUUUCAAAAUAAUGUUUAAAGCUGUCUGUCCCUUUGUAAGUUACUUUGUAUGAUCUAUAAAUUUAAAAAAAUUUUUUUUUUAAUGAGUGCUUUUAACAAAUCUACGCUUCUUCAUUGCCAAGGGAAUUAAUCUUUUGACAAGGUGUUGCUGUUUGAAUUUAUGGGAAAUGUAAGAAGAGUUUAUAAAUCAAUAUAGUGUACAGAAUUAAAAGUGAAUAAGGUAAGAUACACUCACAGAAAAUAUUUCAGUGCAUGGGGAAAUAGUAGUGGUAAUUGAGUAAUAGUGUUGGCAUUUUUUAUCUUGGUUUUCACAAAAAUUACAGAAUGUGUGUAAAUGAAUAAAAAAUAAUUUGGCUGUGUUUUAGACAGCAGUAGGAUAUAUUAUUUAGCACAGUUAAAUACAUUUGGAAUUUGAUGAACCAGAAACAUGGUUUCAGCUGAAUAUUUUGUGAAUUUUUCUUAAAAGCUUGAAUUUGUAGAGUCUAAGUAUAAUAAACAGUUGCACCAGA
Molecule: messenger RNA, 2668 nt
Organism: Manis pentadactyla (Chinese pangolin)
Lineage: Eukaryota; Metazoa; Chordata; Mammalia; Pholidota; Manidae
Gene: ARFGAP3
Product: ADP ribosylation factor GTPase activating protein 3
Exons: 16
Coding region: 92-1642 (516 amino acids)
Biological process (GO): COPI coating of Golgi vesicle
Molecular function (GO): GTPase activator activity
Source: RefSeq, a predicted model, not a curated record